CGUUUGAGAAACAUUCCCAAAAACAAUUUCAAUCUCGAUGAAAGGUGGAAGGAAGAAUCUGAAGAGGGCAGUGGAGGAAGAGAGCUUGACCCUCAAAGAUGGUCACUCUAUAAUGCAAGUGGUUUCUCUACGUGGUUCCAAUCUCAUUGAGGUCAUGGAUGCACAAGGAGAGAAAUCUUUGGCGUUGUUUCCAGCUAAAUUUCAAAAGAGCAUGUGGAUAAAACGAGGGAGCUUUGUUGUUGUUGAUGCAAGUGGAAAGGAGAAGGUUGUUGAAUCUGGCAGCAGAGUGGCAUGCAUUGUUUCGCAAGUUCUAUUUUACGAACAAGUUCGUGCGCUUAAGAAAUCACCAGAAUGGCCAGAAAUCUUCAAAUCCGCAGUUCCAGAUGGAUGCAACGCAAGUCUGCAGGGAGACACUACCUCCCAACAAGAAGAUAUUACUUAUUUAUUUUUGAAUAACUUUAGCUGUUUCACGAUCUAUGACUCCCUUGAUUUCAGACGGAAAUCAGUGUUAUCUUGUAACCACCAAGUUGGUUCUAUCCCUAAAUAUUCUUUAAGUUUCCCUCUAAAGAAAAGCUAUGAAGACCUGAAUGACAUUUUAUGUUCCAGUUUGGCUGAGAUUUUUCUAGCAAUUAGUCUAAACUUUGCCGCCAAUGCAUCAAUGGUGUUGAAAUCAGAACAGUACCUUAUACAUAGUGUAGCAACUACUGUGUGGUGCAUUGGUUUUGUGUGGUGCAUUGGUUUUCAGAAGGCUCAGGGAGGGGUGACAAUUUUAGGGGAUCUUGUUCUAAAAGAUAAGAUGAUCGUGUAUGAUUUAGCUCGUCAACGGAUUGGAUGA
This is a messenger RNA of Prunus avium (sweet cherry), 835 nucleotides long. Lineage: Eukaryota; Viridiplantae; Streptophyta; Magnoliopsida; Rosales; Rosaceae. The record is from RefSeq and is a predicted model, not a curated record.